Messenger RNA from Hydra vulgaris (swiftwater hydra), 1605 nucleotides. Its product is annotated as nuclear cap-binding protein subunit 3. Lineage: Eukaryota; Metazoa; Cnidaria; Hydrozoa; Anthoathecata; Hydridae. The record is from RefSeq and is a predicted model, not a curated record. Gene Ontology annotation, cellular component: nucleus. Gene Ontology annotation, molecular function: mRNA binding; RNA 7-methylguanosine cap binding.
UAUGUUUUAGUCACAAGUAAAAAUAAUAAUAAUAGAAUGGAUUUUGAAAAUUUACAAAUUGAAGUACCAAACAUUUCUUGUGAUGAACUUCCGCAAAAUUAUGGUGUAAAAGUAUAUGAGAAGAAAUACCAUAAUAAGGCAAGUUUUGUGAUUGGCUUCGACCCAAAUUCUGAGGAAGCAGAAAAUCAACGAAAGAAAAGAGAGCAACGCUUUGGAACAAAGUAUUUAGAUUCCAACUUACAGAGUAUAAACUUACAGAAUAAGAAACUUACAUUAAACAAAUUAGGAACAUUUGAUGAGAUAAACUUGGAAAAUAUUUUGUGGCCAAGUGUUCCUAAAGAUAUUAAUAAUGAAAUUCGACAAGAUGCUAUUCUUUUGUAUGGUGUAAACAAUAUGAGUACAAAAGAUGUUUUUAAUUAUUUCCAUCUUUAUGGACCAGAGAAUCUUGAGUGGAUUGAUGAUUUUUCAUGCAAUGUUGUGUGGGAAAAUGAGAGCUUAGUUGUAAAAGCUAUUGAAUCUAUGAGUAAAACUUACAUUAUGUUAAGACAGUUAAAGAAGAUUGCAGGAGUGCAGAAUGAGCAAGUUGUAAUUAAAGAGGAACCAAAUGAUGAAAUCUUUAAAGAUGCAGUUCUUGUUGAUGAUGAUGAGUAUGAUCCUAAAGAUGUGUGGCGAAUUGCUCGACCUUAUGGUGGUGACCAGCUUUUUAUGAGAUAUGCUACAAUAAGGGACAAGAAACUCCCUCGAGCAGCAGAGCGAAGUGAAUACUACUUAAAAUACGGUAGAAACAGUUUUACAAAAAAGUCAGGUCUUGGAAUUUUGUCAAAGUCAAGGAAAAGAAAAUUAGAAAGUAUGAAGGCACUUGCAGAACAAAGAUUCAAAGAUAAUACUCCUGAUGUCAAGAUAAUUGAUUUAGCUGACCUAAAACAAGAAGGUAUUGUGGAAAAAAUUGAAACAGAUUAUAUUGAACCAGUUGUAAAACGCCUUAAUUACCAUAGUAAAGAGGAUUCAAAUAACACAAAUUCAUCUAUGGUUGCUGACUUAGUUGAAAUAGAAAGUAGGGGUGGUAAAAAAUUAAACUCGGUAAAAGAUCGGUUAGGUCAACCAAUCUCUGAAAAUUCUUCACAAAAAUCAUCAAUUGGUCACCAAAAAAAACAUAUUUAUGAGCGUUUGGGAAAUAGAAAUAGCUAUGCUGAAAAAGAUGCAAGACAUGACAUUAAUUUUUCGCGUCGAAAAAGAGGUGAUAUAGCAGGCAAUGACAGUGAUGAUGAUGAACAAUCGCGUUUUGACUCAAAUGAGGAUUAUGAAGAAGAUAACAUAAGAAAUAAAGAUAAACACUUUGAAAUGAGGACUUCACAGAAACCAGAUAAUAGAAAUAGACUUAACCCAAAUAAUAUAACUGAUUUAAGAAAUAAAAUUAAAAAGAGUUCAAAACUUCCAUCACAUAAGGAGCAAGAUGAUGAGAAAUUAAAUUUAUUUAUUGUAAUUAAACAGGAACCAGAAGACACAGAAAUGGAAUUUGAGUUUUAAAGUAUCCGCUUUACAGUUUGUUAUAAAUUUUAACUGUGUUAAAGUAUAUAGCAUUUUUUAUACAUUUGAAAAACUCUA